AUGACAAACUCAACAGAGAUUGUGUCCUUUGUGUUGACUAUGUACACUAACAUAGGGAAGUUUAAGCACCUCUGUUUCAUCCUGGCAAUGCUGUUAUACAUAUCCGUCAUUUUUGCUAACACUUGUCUUAUUGUUGUUAUUUACGUGGACAGAAACCUGCAUGAGCCCAUGUAUCUAUUCCUGUGCUGUCUGUUUGUAAAUGAAAUCUGGGGCAGCACAUCUAUGCUGCCCUGCUUGAUGGUACAUAUCUUGUCAGACACUCAUGAAAUUUCUGCCUUUUACUGCUUUAUUCAAAUAUUUAACAUUCAUUCAUACGCAGCUAUUGAAUUUGGGACGUUGACAAUAAUGGCAUAUGACAGAUAUGUAUGUAUUUGCAAGCCUUUAAAUUACAAUGUCCUGAUGACAAUUAGAAAAGUACAAAUUGGCAUCAUUGUUAUUUGGAUGAUUUCUUUUUUAGAGGUUGGAGUUUUGUUGUCUUUCACUAUUCGUCUAAAGUUUUGUGGGACUCUUAUCCACAAAAUAUCUUGUGAUAACCAUCUCGUCGUUGAACUGUCUUGUUCACUGGACAGAACGAUGUCGUAUCUGCAUGAUGUUCUUGGCCUUCUUUUUACUGUUGCAGUUCCUCUCAGUUAUAUUUCAUACACGUACGUUAGGAUCUUUGCUGUGUGUUUAAAGGCGUCCAAACAGACCAAAAUGAAAGCCUUUGAUACGUGCUUGCCACAUUUCUUUUCACUCAUGAGUUAUGUCUUUGCCUGUUUUUAUAACCUGAUCAGUCAAAGAUUUGACAUGACAUUUGUUCCACAUGAGCUGCGUGUUAUUUUGAUGAUGUACGGAACGAUCUUUCAGCCUCUUCUAAAUCCAAUGAUAUACGGUCUGAAGCUGUCAAAGAUUAGGCACGCUUUCAAUGUGGUUUUUAAAUUAAAACAGUAAAAACACUGUGACUUUAACAUUCAGUAUUGAAUUUAAUUUGAUUUUCCUUGUUUUUAUUGUCUUAUCAUCACUAUUCUGAUUAUCUGCUUUUAUUAAAAACACUUAGUUUAUUAAUAAUGGCAACAUAUAAAUAUACAUCAUGUGAAUUUUGUUUCUUCAACAUAUUUAGACUAUUUAGAAAACCAAGACACAUGAUCACAUCACUUUAGUUUCAGCCUCUUUACACCGGCUCCCAGUAUGAUGUAGAACAGAUUUUCAGAUUAUACUUAUU
Epinephelus fuscoguttatus (brown-marbled grouper) is the source of this 1201-nucleotide messenger RNA. RefSeq names its product olfactory receptor 5AC2-like. Gene Ontology annotation, molecular function: olfactory receptor activity; G protein-coupled receptor activity. The coding region runs from base 1 to 930 and encodes 309 amino acids. NCBI's taxonomy places the organism in Eukaryota, Metazoa, Chordata, Actinopteri, Perciformes, Serranidae. The transcript has a single exon. Gene Ontology annotation, cellular component: membrane. Gene Ontology annotation, biological process: G protein-coupled receptor signaling pathway. The record is from RefSeq and is a predicted model, not a curated record.